AGAGGAAGAACCAGGAGGCUUUCUAAGUGCGCAUGCGCAACAAAUAUUUUCACUAUAGAUUCUCCUUUCCCAAAAAACAUUUCCUUUAUUGAGUGAGUGUAACUUUAUGGCCAAAUACAUGAGGCCCCCAAACACGUCUUUGUUCGUCAGAAACAUCUCCGAUGAGUCCAGGCCUGAGGAUUUGCGGCGUGAGUUUGGCCGCUAUGGGCCGAUAGUGGAUGUCUACAUCCCACUUGACUUCUAUACACGUCGAUCAAGAGGAUUUGCAUACAUUCAAUUUGAGGAUGUUCGUGAUGCAGAAGAUGCCCUUCACAGCCUGGACAGGAAGUGGGUCUGUGGCCGGCAGAUUGAAAUCCAGUUUGCCCAGGGUGACAGAAAGACACCGAAUCAGAUGAAGACGAAGGAACGAUCUCCGAGCAGAUCUUCCCGACACGACGACCACGAUCGAGAUGGCAGACGCAGACGUUCGCGCAGCCGCAGCAACGAGCGAUACAAAUCGCGCAGCCCUUCUCACGAUCGCCACCGCAGGCGGUCCGAGAGUCCUCGCGAGUCUCGUGGACGGGUGUAUGGAGGGAGAAGCAGGAGCCGCGAGGAUGAAAGAUACAGGCAGAGGCCUCGGAGAGAGUCCAGAGGGAGAUCACACUCCAAAUCCGCAUCUCCGCGAGAAGCCGUCAACCCGGCGUCGACUUCCCAUUACCCCGAGGAAGAAGUGCGACGGACACACACCCCAUCCCGCUCCAGGUCCGCGUCCAGAUCACGCUCUCGGUCCCGUUCUCGGUCCCGAUCCUGGGCCGGACACAAGUCGGGAGGCCGUUAGAACAGCACCCGCUCCCCCCUUUCUAUCCGUCGUCGUGUCAGAUUAACCAGAGCUGGUGCAUCUGUCGAUAAAUGUUUGUUUUGACAUGAAUGUAACAUCCACUGAAGCAUUUAUAGAAAGCUUGUUUUCGCGGCUCCAUUUUAAGAAGAACGAUGCUGGUGCUUUGCUUGGUUUUAUAAAAUAGUAUUGGUGAGAUUUCCCGAUUAGAAAUAUGAAACAGUCAGUGGUUUCUGUGUUCAGUGGUAGUCGGCCAGGAAUAAUUGUCUUUUUUUAUAACUGAGGAUUUUGUUUUCUCAACCCUAUGCACCCAUUUUUGCAAAAAAAGAACAUUCAGUAUUUUAAAAUGAAUCCAGUCUGUUAGCGAACCAAACCAGCGUUUCUGUGUGUUUGAUGUCAAAUCACAUACUUUCAAAUCUACCGCUGACCUUUCUCCAGAGGUCUUUCAUGUUUUUCUUCCCAUCGUUCAGUGACCGGUGUUAUUUUACUAUAUCAAAACGAAUAUUCCAAAACCUAUAUUGACAAAGUAGCAGACUGUAUUUUGAAGUGCACUGCUUUACCCAGCAACUAUACACGAUUGAAAAAAAGCAGACUUGACAUCCCAGCUUUAAGUCACGACAAAGUAAAGAUUUUCAUCCUAAGAAAAGGAGUCAAUGGCUGCCUGGAAGAAAAACCUAAAACAAAAUGUAACGUGUGUUUUCUGUGUUGGGAAAAGAUCAGCAGUAGUGUCACUAGUAUCAAGUAUUGAGGCUGAAACACACAGGAACACUGCUGUAAGAUGUUGUCGACAUGCGACUUUAACCACAAACUGUUAAAAAUGUACAUUAAUCCGUUUAAUUUUUGUGAUGUUUUCUGUAUGAUUACAUUUCUUUUUUCUUUUGUUUUUCCAAAAGGUAUUUUAUUUUUUGGAAACCUUUCUCCAAAUUUCAGUUGUGAGAGGAGAAACAAAAUGCUCUUGUUGGUGUUUGCACGACUGUUGCUGUUUUUUCAGAAUGAAUCUCGUCACUGCAUGUUUUAUUCUCCUAAUCUUCUAUCUUUAGUAGGAAGAAAACUCUUAUUUUGAGUAAUAAAUAGAUAACAUUAGUAUAAGGAAA
Messenger RNA from Anarrhichthys ocellatus (wolf-eel), 1908 nucleotides. It is a transcript of the gene srsf10b, whose product is annotated as serine and arginine rich splicing factor 10b. Bases 107 to 817 code for a protein of 236 amino acids. The record is from RefSeq and is a predicted model, not a curated record. Gene Ontology annotation, molecular function: RNA binding. NCBI's taxonomy places the organism in Eukaryota, Metazoa, Chordata, Actinopteri, Perciformes, Anarhichadidae. The transcript has 6 exons.